This is a messenger RNA of Frankliniella occidentalis (western flower thrips), 939 nucleotides long. Its product is annotated as serine/threonine-protein phosphatase 6 regulatory ankyrin repeat subunit B-like. NCBI's taxonomy places the organism in Eukaryota, Metazoa, Arthropoda, Insecta, Thysanoptera, Thripidae. The annotation marks the transcript as partial. The record is from RefSeq and is a predicted model, not a curated record. Gene Ontology annotation, biological process: protein localization to ciliary inversin compartment. Gene Ontology annotation, molecular function: protein binding. Gene Ontology annotation, cellular component: ciliary inversin compartment. The transcript is spliced from 5 exons.
GUGGCGCCGCAGCUGCUGGACGCCAAGGACCAGGACGGCUACAGCGCCCUCACCCUGGCCGUCAUCGCCGGCAACAGGGCGCUCGUGCGCUACCUCCUGGCCAGGGGCGCCGACGUGGACGCGCAGGACAACGAGAAGCACUCGGUCGUGCACUGGGCCACGGUGUGCGGCGAGGCCGCGUCCCUGGAGCUGAUCCUGGGCGGCGGUGCGCGCGCCUCCACGCCGGACCUGCACGGCGGCUACCCGCUGCACUACGCGGCGCAGCUGUGCGGGCCCCAGGGUGCCGACCUGGGCCUCGGCGCCGUGCUGGACCGGGGUGCCGGGCUGGCCGUGCUGCGGGCGCUGCUCGCCUCCGGGGCGCCCGUCGGAGUGCACGACCAGGACGGCCGCCAGCCCAUCCUGUGGGCGGCCAGUGCAGGUUCAGCUGACGCAAUCCUCGCUCUGGUUAACGCGGGCGCCAACGUAGAGGCCGACGACAAGGACGGCCUGACCGCGCUGCAUUGCGCGGCGAGCCGCGGCCACACCGACUGCAUGGAGACGCUGGUGGGGCUGUGCGGCGCCGACGUGGACGUCAUCGACUCCAACGGCUGCACGGCGCUCUUCUACGCCGUGACGCUGGGCCACGCGGACUGCACGCGGGUGCUGCUGGCGCACGGCGCCGAGCCCAACCGCCAGGACCGCAAGGGCAGAACCGCGGCGCACUGCGGCGCGGCCAAGGGCCAGCUGGAGACGCUGCGCAUCCUGGCCGCGCACGGCGCCAACCUGUGGCUGCGCAAUGUGCGCGGCGACUUCCCCCUGCACGACGCGGUGCAGUCCGGGCGCCGCGACCUGGUGCUCUGGCUGCUGCAGCAGCGGCCCGACGCCGUCAACGCCCCCAACAACGACGGCCGCUGCCCGCUGCACAUCGCGGCGCUGCACAACAACGUGGAGAUGUGCAAG